This is a messenger RNA of Vicia faba (fava bean), 729 nucleotides long. The record is from the annotation of a GenBank genome assembly. Lineage: Eukaryota; Viridiplantae; Streptophyta; Magnoliopsida; Fabales; Fabaceae.
AUGGCUAUUACUCGUGUUGCUCUCUGCCUUAGCUUUGCAUUCCUCUUCUAUGUGGUUGGAGGAGCCAAGGUGACAUUUACCAAUAAAUGUGUAUACACUGUAUGGCCAGGAACACUAACUGGAGACCAAAAGCCUCAACUAUCAACAACAGGUUUUGUGUUGAAUCCUCAAGCAACCAACAUAACUGACCUUCCUUCUCCAUGGUCAGGUAGGUUUUGGGGUCGAACCGGAUGCUCAAACAACAACGGAAAGUUUAGUUGUGCUACAGCGGAUUGUGCGUCCGGUCAAGUCGAGUGCAACGGCGCUGGCGCAAUUCCACCAGCAACUUUGGUAGAAAUUACAGUGGCACCAAAUGGAGGACAAGAUUUCUACGAUGUGAGCAACGUUGACGGAUUUAACGUGCCGAUGUCUGUAACUCCACAAGGCGGGAGUGGUGAUUGCAAAACCUCAAGCUGUCCGGCUAAUAUCAACAGUGUAUGUCCUGCUCAGCUUCAAAUGAAAGGCUCAGAUGGAAGUGUGGUUGCUUGUCAGAGUGCUUGUUUGAAGUUUAAUACAGAUGAGUAUUGUUGCCGUGGAAGUCAUAAUACACAGCCAACAUGUCCACCCACAGAUUACUCUAUGAUAUUUAAGAAUGCAUGCCCUGAUGCUUAUAGUUAUGCUUAUGAUGAUAAGACCGGAACUUUCACUUGCUUUGGUGGUCCUAGCUAUGCUAUCACCUUCUGUCCAUAA